Molecule: messenger RNA, 930 nt
Organism: Penaeus monodon (black tiger shrimp)
Lineage: Eukaryota; Metazoa; Arthropoda; Malacostraca; Decapoda; Penaeidae
Exons: 2
Coding region: 261-701 (146 amino acids)
Source: RefSeq, a predicted model, not a curated record
GAGGAACGGUGCUUGCAGGUGCUGAACCAGCGCUCGGCGUUGAACGAGGUCAACUCACACGCCGCGGUGGCGCUGCUCAACCUGUGUGCGUGAACGAGCAGUGUCGCGGCUCGGAGGCUCGUUGGCGCGUCGGGUCCGUGGACGCCCGCGAACAGCGACCGCGGUCGGCGCAUGGACGGUCGUGUCGGUGUGUGUGCCGCUGGUGACCGCCGCGCGAAGUGCCUGUGACCGAGUGCAGCGUUUCUUAUAAUGCUUUUACAAUGUUAAUGGAUAUGUCGGAAAUCGUGGGUGACAAAAGCCAAGAGGCGAUAGCACACCUGUCAAAGAAAAUGGGAGACUGUUGCAAAUACGAAGACAUACCGAAAGAAAACGGAUCACCCGAAGAGGGCGGUGACAUGGUGGCCGACGUGGGCGGAACGGUGGAGAGGGGCGUGCCCAGCCAAGGGGGCGUGUCCGAGGGGGCACAGGGGGCGGGCGAAGGGGGCGAACGCUCCGCCCCGCAGCCCCCGAACGGCCUCCCCGACGGCGGAGGAUUCAAAAAGAUCUACAUAGGGAAGCUUAUCAACCCGAAGCAGGACGACGGUGUGUUGGAGGAGGGAGAAGGAGCUGGCGCCAUCAACCUGUCCGCUCGACCGUCUCGCCAGCCGUCGCCGCUCGACACAGAACAGGUAAAGAGACGCAAGGUGAAUAAAGGGGAAUAGGGUGAAUGGAGGAGACAAUAUGAGUAAAGGAGGCACAAGGUGAAUAAAGGAGAAUAGGGUGGAUGGAGGAGUAAAGAUGAAUAAAGAAGAAUAGGAUGAAUAGAGGAGACAAGGGGAAUAAAGGAGAAUGGAUAAAGAUGAAUAGGAGACAGAAGAUGAAUAAAAGAGUAAAUGGAUCAAAUGGGUGGAUGAGAGAGUGAAUAGAUAGGUGAAUGAGAGGGUAAAUAGG